CCCCGCCGGGCCGGAGCCGACACCCGCCCGCUGCCGCUCGGGGCCGCAACCUACUCGGGAGGAGCUCGGUACCGACCGGCUAAAAGCCAUUAAAGAAGCGAGCAAACCUCAUUACUCUUAAAGAAGCGGUAGUGAACUCGACCCAGGUUUAAGUUGUACCUCGCUAAUGAAGUUUCCCUCAGCUGACAGCCAGGCCCCGCCAGGUUAAUCUCUUUUACGGGGCGAUGCACAGCUGGGGAGCGCCCUCAUAACCCCGGCUGGCCGCGGGUGGCAGCUGAUGCCCUUAGAAGUACUCCUGUGGCCAAGGGGACGACGAAAAUUUGUUGGCUAGGAUUUUUUUUUCUUUGUGUUUUUUGUUUGUUUGUUUUUUAAUUUUUCGGGACAGCUUCAGAAUUAGAACUUGUCUACACUCCCAGAGUGAAAAAGAUUUCCAUCUAUGAUGAUGACAGAUUUUACAAGAGAGCAUAUGUCUCUCCAGUCUUUUAGGGGUGGGGAGAGAAAGGAACUGAGAGGCACCCUCCAGCAUACCAUUCCGAGGAAACUGCAUCUACCUAUUCCUAAUUCUCACAGAAAGUGGUUACAAAUCCAGCGUGAACUCAGUUUGAGGAAACUAACAGAGGGAUCACAGUAUCAAGAGGAACUAAAAUAUGACUUCAAUAUAAAAGGGGAACUGAGGCACCUGGAUACAAAUGAGUCCUUUGUUUUCAAUUACUACAAGAAUGGACAUGAGCAGAAUCACAAACGUUAUGAAGUUCUGGGACAUUUUAUUACCCAGUAUGUUUAUGAGCUCCUGGAAAGAGUCUGCAUGCUGCAGAAGGUUUGUAUUCCUACUGACGCUACAGAGGAUGAACCAAGAAGUUUCUUUUUCAUGAGCAAGAAUGCACUAACAAGUUCCUCUUGCCUAAUUAUCCUUCUUCAAGACCGUGGAGUUUUUUGUGCUGGACAGUGGGGGCGAAGGGCCAUUGUCAGUGAGGGCCUGAGACAUGGAACACAAAUACCAUUCAUCAAAAUGGCCCUGCAAAGCCACUGGGAAGUGAUUGUACUGAACCCCAAUGACAACUUCACUGAUCUGAAGACUGAAAAGGAGAGAUUUUCUUCCAGAGGAGAGGAGCUUACUUUUACAGAGUCUGUCUGGUGGAUCCCCAAGAGAGGCAGCAGCAGCCCUGAGGAGCACACCCUGUAUGUAUGGGAUCAUUUCAUUGCAAAGAGUGCAGCCAGGAACAUGGCCUUCAUUGCCCAUGGCUAUGGUGGGUUGGUGUUUGUUGAUCUGCUGGUGCAGAGGAAAAGUGAGGUGAUGAAUAAAGUGUACUCUGUGGCGUUCAUCGACUCCUUGCACAACGUGCAGCACCAGAGCAGACAUGAUCCAGAAAUACAGGAAUGGAUACACAGAAACUGCCGGGAAUGGGUGUCAAACAGUAAACCCCUAAAUAAAACUGUGGGCUUUCUCAUGAGAGUAAGUUGUCCUGCUUUCUCUGCUGGAACAGAAAAGUAUGGUUUAGCACCCUCCUGCUGCUUACAACCCAUCUUUAAGUUCCUGAAGAGCAUGCUGAAGGUCAAGAUCACAACAACCUCGAGGAAUUCACCUGUUACAACCAGAAGCAGCACAAGUAAGAAGAGAGGCAAUAAAUAAAGCUACACUAGUUUGUUCUUGACAGCAGUCUCUUCGUAACCGCCUCUGUGCCUUUCCAUCACCUAAGCACCUUCAUCUCACUGUGGAGAAAUUCACAGUUCUAAGUUUGAAACUAGUUUUUUUGGUGUUGAGAAGAAAAACACAGAAGUUAACUAUUAGGAAAGAAAUGCAUUGUUGAAAGCCUUAAGGCACAACCCUUUGGCUGUGAAAUUUAAAGAUGAAUUAAAGGUGUUAAGGCAUACCAACUCUCAUCUGUCAUUUUCUAUAAUAAACAUUCUAUAGUUAUGGCUCUA
Molecule: messenger RNA, 1923 nt
Organism: Hirundo rustica (Barn swallow)
Lineage: Eukaryota; Metazoa; Chordata; Aves; Passeriformes; Hirundinidae
Product: putative protein FAM172B
Exons: 4
Coding region: 437-1630 (397 amino acids)
Biological process (GO): regulatory ncRNA-mediated heterochromatin formation
Cellular component (GO): nucleus
Molecular function (GO): siRNA binding
Source: RefSeq, a predicted model, not a curated record